AGUCUCGUCGCCUAGUAAUAUAUGGUAUAAAGCUCACUGUUGGUUGAGUGGACAAGUUAAUAAACAAAAUUGUCGCAUUUGGAAAGAUGACACACAGAGACAUUCUUGAAAUGUCCCGACCCUAGGCUGUACUUUUUUCCAACCUGAAUACACCAUUUCUUGUAUGAAUCUCCCUUAGAUAUUCUGGAAAUUAACCAUCUGCGACUGCGGUUUUUCUGCCUUACAAAUUUCGAGGAAAAUUAGCAAACGUUUUAUAGUAUUGAUAAUUUCAGAUAUUGUAAGUUUGAGUACCCUGUGAAAAUUUGUUUUUCAGCCAACAAAACAUUAACAUAAAAUGUCGUUUAUAUGAGUUCACUUUUACAAACGGAUAAAAUGAAUUUAAUAAAUUGGUAUAAAAUGAACACCUCCCUAUUUUCAUGAAUAAAGUUUCACUCACAUGAGACAGCAUCCACCAGAUGAACACGAGUACAUCUAGCGCUAACACGAACUCCACCUACGUGUUUCGUCCUGAUUAAAAUUAUUACUGCCCGCCACAAUGCAGAAUCAGUUGCUGUUCGAGGCUGACUGUGUUCGGUUGUGUCUGGAAAAUAAACGAACGGAAGAAGACGUGGAACGAGAUAAUGGAAAGGAGAAGCCGCAGCGAUUGACAUAAUAUGUAAUUAUCCUACCAUAUCGCGUCAAUGAAAGAGGGUUGAGAAAAAAUUUAAAGAAUUUGAGAGAGUCUGCGCAUUUUCAACAUUUACUCAAUUCAAUGUGUCAGCGUGUAAGGAAUAGGAGUGGAAGGGGAAAGUGCAAUGAGGAAGUGAUGAGCAAAUGCAUGGUGUUUGCAUAUACAUAUUUUAUAUACUACUUGAUUUGAAUGCUACUACUACGUUAUGCGAGUAUAUAUGUACAUGUGUGAGUACCAUGUGGAGUGUAGUGAUAACGACAGAGUUCAUACGUCGUUAAAUAGUGAAAAUAAAAAACAAAAAGGUACAUAAAGCGUACAGCGUACAGUGAAUAAAAUGGACUCGAGUCCCCACUGAUAUAUCACUGCAAGUGUAGUGAAGAAUUUAAAAAAUGAAGAAAUAUUACAAGUAAAAAGGCAUAAAGUGGAAAAAACGAUGCAUGAAAACCGACGCUCCAGCAUCAGCGCGAAAGGCAACGAAUGGAAGUCAUAGACACAACUUAAGUUAGAAAUCGAAUGUGCGUGUGUUAAUUAAAGCAAACUGGAAGUAAAAGAUAGUACUUGUGUAAAUAAGAUAUAUAAAAUAAAAAAUAUUUAAGUGCAUGUAUCAGUGUAUACAGCAGAGAUGGAAUAUUAGCUUCAAAUAUGGUUAAAAAGCAACUACUUGGCUUGGUAAAGAGGUGAUCCAAGCAUAUGGAUGGAUAAUUGCUCAUGCACUUACACAAUAUCUCUAGAUGUACUAGACGUAUUAAGUUCGUUUCAUUGCUUAACUUUCCAACGAAAGUUCUCCAUAAAAUAAGGAUGCAAGCAAUGGAAAAUUAUGUUCAACGAACACUCCCAAAGUGAAGUUGUUUAAGCAACACAUUUCUAUAUCGUUAUAUGGCUCAAUUCAUUAAAAUAUAAGAACACCAAUGGCAAGGAGAUGGAACCAUGUUAAGCGGCAUUAAGCAGUAUUGUCACAGAAAUACUUACCAAGAUGUGUUAAAAAUGUAAUGGAAAGGUCAAUUCUUCAUAAAAAUGGGGUUACAUUGCCUUUUUAAGGCUAUAUUGAUCGUAUAUGCCAUUAAAGCUGAUUUUAGCUUAAUUGCAAAUGGACUAGAUUUGCAAGGACCGAUAUUUCUACACGAGCCACUGCAUCGCAUUGAAUUUUCAAAUAAUACAGGCGGCUUAAUAGAAUGCUCUGGACAUGGAAGCCCUCCACCAGAGGUGGAAUGGACUCCAAUACCUCCCCAACAGGACAUGGUCUUUACGCUCUCCAAUGGUAGCCUCAUGUUUUAUCCUUUUUCAGCAGAAAAGUACAGGCAUGAAGUACAUGCUACAGUUUACAGAUGUAAAUUACGAAAUCUUGUCGGCACGAUACUGAGCAGGGAGGUGCAUGUGCGUGGAGUUGUCAACCAAAAAUAUACAGUGCAAGUUCAUGAUGAAUAUGUGAUGACUGGCAACACGGCUGUAUUAAAGUGCCAGGUGCCUAGCUACAUGUCUGAGUUUGUUAUGGUGACAGCUUGGGUUCAAGACACUGGCAUGCAUCUCUAUCCUAAUACAGAUAUAGGUGGAAAAUAUACAGUGCUAUCAAAUGGCGAACUUUAUAUAAAUAACGCGGGGACAAAUGACGCAUUUAAGAGUUACACCUGUCGCACUGUGAAUCGACUAACAGGUGAAAUUCAAAUAUCUACAUAUCCUGGACGAAUCAUUGUCACAGAACCAAAAGGUAUGGUGCAACCGCGCAUAAACGUCGAAAAGCACUCACUUCGACAUGUUAUGCUUAAUGGACAAACAACGUUGCCUUGUAUCGCUCAAGGUCAUCCUGUGCCAACUUAUCGCUGGUUCAAGGAGGAAAACGAGCAACUAUUGCCACUGCAGCUAAGUGAGCGCAUUACAAUCGUUUCUGCAGGAUUGUUAAAGAUUGCGAAGGCCCGUCUAGAAGAUAGUGGAAAAUAUCUUUGUUGGGUUAACAACACUGCCGGUGAGGAAACAAUUCAAGUAUCAUUAACAGUAACUGCACCCUUAACAGCUCAUCUGCAGCCUCAGGUACAAACAGUAGAUGUUGACAAGGAUGCGCAAUUUCAAUGUAUAGUGUCCGGACAUCCGGUGCAUGAUAUCAAUUGGUUACAUGACGGAAAACCAAUACUGCGUGAUAAUCGAGUAGAGAUACUAACAGACCCGCCAAGACUGAUAAUUAAGAAAGUGCAAAAGGAUGAUCCUGGGAUGUAUCAGUGCUUUGUUUCUAAUGAGUGGGAGCAGAUUCAGUCGACAGCUGAGCUACAAUUGGGAGAUGCAUCUCCAGAAUUACUUUAUUGGUUUUCGGAGCAAACAUUGCAACCCGGACCCACUGUGUCGUUAAAGUGCGUAGCAACUGGAAAUCCUUUACCGCAAUUCACAUGGUCACUCGAUGGAUUCCCGAUUCCGGACAACUCUCGAUUUUUGGUUGGUCAAUAUGUAACCAUUCAUGAUGACGUUAUAAGUCACGUGAACAUAUCGAACGUCAAAGAGGAAGAUGGUGGCGAAUACGCUUGUACAGCACAAAAUUCAAUUGGGAAAGUAUCUCAUAGUGCUAAGGUGAAUAUCUACGGGCUUCCAUUUAUACGAGAAAUGCCAAAAAUUACUGGCAUAUCAGGGUCAGAUUUAACAGUGACGUGCCCUGUAGCUGGUUAUCCGAUAGAUAAAAUUCAUUGGGAGCGUGAUGGUCAAACACUACCUAUAAAUCGCAGGCAGCGCGCAUACAACAACGGUACUCUAAUAAUAGAGCAACUGCAGCGACUAGAGGAUGCAGGCACUUACACAUGCAUGGCUCAAAAUAAGCAGAAGCAAACGUCACGCCGCAACGUGGAAAUACAAGUUCUAGUUCCCCCAAAAAUAAUGCCAAUUCAAGCAAUGACGAAUAUGUUGCGUGAAGGAAUGCGGGCCGCGAUUUCAUGUCAAAUACUGGAGGGAGAUUUGCCAGUGAGUUUUCGAUGGGAGCGUAGUGGAAAACCAUUAAUAGGAACAGGGAAUGAGGUAUUUCGUCGAUUAGAUGAAUACUCUGCCAGUUUAGUGAUAGAACAUAUUACCUCUGAGCACUCGGGCAACUAUACAUGUAUUGCCAGUAAUGUUGCCGGAUUGGAACGCUUCACAGUGCCGCUUACAGUUAAUGUCCCUCCAAAGUGGAUAUUGGAGCCAAAAGACUCCAGCGCGCAGGCUGGACAAGAUGUUUUACUUCAUUGUCAGUCCUCUGGUUAUCCGAAACCAACAAUUACAUGGAAAAAGGCAAUUGGUCCGACUCCGGGAGAAUAUAAAGACUUUUUAUAUGAACCUACUGUACAACUCUUUCCGAAUGGUACGAUAUACUUUAAGAAGAUAAACAAGGAUUCACAGGGUCACUUUCUCUGUGAGUCAAAAAACAACAUCGGUUCAGGUGUCAGCAAAGUAAUUUUUCUAAAAGUGAACGUACCCGCUCACUUUCAAACCAAAACUAAGCAGAUUUCAGUUGCGAAAGGAAAACAGGUGCACAUUCAAUGUAAUGUUCAGGGUGAUAAUCCUAUCGACAUCAAAUGGAAAAUACAUGCAACACAACAAUAUUUGGAUGAAUCACUCGAUUCCAGGUACACAAUUCGAGAUCAGAUAUUAGAUGAUGGGAUGGUCUCAGAAUUAGGCAUUUCACAUACAUAUCGGCAAGAUACUGGUAUUUAUAUAUGUCAAGCUAGCAAUGCAUUUGGUCAGGAUGAAAUGUCGAUUCAGUUAAUUGUACAGGAAGUUCCAGAGCAACCGAAAAAUCUGCGUAUUAACUCACAACAAUCCCGCAGUCUGCAACUUACAUGGAGUCAGCCCUUCGCUGGAAACAGUCCAAUCGAAGGAUAUCAUAUAUAUUAUAAACAAAUUUCUGAUAUUUGGCAAAAUGCAGAGCAUAUCGCGAUCACCGGUGGACAAACGGUUAUUAAUAUACAAAACUUGCGUCCAGCUAAAGCAUACCAUUUUCGGAUGACUUCUGAGAAUAAAUUGGGUGCGUCCGAGUAUUCGGAGGUCGUACAAGUAACCACACUGGAGGAAGUUCCUUCGGGACCACCGUUGAAUGUGAGAGCAGAGGCAAAAUGUUCGACUGAGAUAUCGGUCACAUGGGAUGCGCCAGAACGCGAUCAUUGGAACGGAAUAUUGUUAGGUUACUAUGUUGGAUAUCAGAUGUCGUUGUCACCUGAAGACAAAGAAGUGAAUCCUACUCAAGGGUUUAGCUUUAAAACUGUGGAAGUGCGCUCACAUUUUGGAGGGGAAACUGUGUUGAGUAAUUUAAAUAAAUAUACUCAGUAUCAUGUUAUUGUACAAGCGUACACUAGUCAGGGUAGUGGGCCACCGAGCAGAGAGAUUGCAGUGCAAACAAUGGAAGAUGUGCCUUCUUCAUCUCCAGAGAGUCCUCAAUGCGACGUGCUUGGAUCAACUUCAAUUUAUAUAACAUGGUCACCACCAGAUGUUGACGGACAAAAUGGCAAGAUCAAAGGAUAUAAAGUAUUUUAUAUAUCUGUAAAUGAAUUAUACGAAACGGAUCCCGACGUUGUGAAGUCAACCAAUCAAUAUGUUACGAUAGAAAAUUUACGCAAGUAUACCAAUUAUACGGUUUGGGUACUCGCAUAUACCAAGAUUGGAGACGGUACGAAAACGAAGCCAUUUCACUGUCGUACAUAUGAGGAUGUACCUUCGGCGCCACAGGCUAUCAAAGCGAUUCCUGCAUCCAGCACAAAAAUAAUUAUUUCUUGGCUGCCACCAGAAUUUCCUAAUGGAGAUAUUACUGGCUACACUUUCUAUAUGUCCAUGCUGGAGGGUGGUCGUGAAGAAGGCACUCACAAACGUAUACUUGGCCCCUUUGUUGAAAUGCACGAGACUCAACGCACACAAGAAUCUGCCACUUAUCAAUUCUGGCUAACAGCGUCUACAAAGAUUGGUGAGGGUGAAAAAACACAAGUUGUUACUGUGCCUCCGAACAACAAAGUCCCCGCUCGCAUUGUAUCUUUUAGUCAGCGUUUAAUAAGUCCCUGGAAGGAGCAUCUUGAAUUACCUUGCCUCAAAGUAGGUUCCCCAGCGCCUGUCACAAUUUGGAGGCAAGAUGGUCAUAACAUGGAUACGAGUUCACGCAAGGUUAUUGCGAAGAAUGGCACUCUUUAUAUACGUGAAUGCCAGUCCAGCGACGCUGGUAAUUAUACGUGCAGUGUCGAGAAUACAUGGGGAAAAGAUGAGAUUAUCUAUAACAUUGUUAUAAAAGUACCACCAGAAGCACCCAACCUUACGGUGGUGAAUAGUUAUACAGAUAGUUUACAUCUUGAAUGGAUGGACAAUAGUCACGGUGGAAGCCCUAUUCUUGGUUAUGUGAUAAAUUAUAAACGAGAAAAUGGUGACUGGGAAGAAUUGCAAGUGGAUGCUAAAACUAACUCACAUUUAUUAACAAAUUUAUGGUGCGGGACACGUUAUCAACUCUAUAUAACUGCUUACAACAAGAUAGGUACGGGGUUACCAUGUGACAUUGUGAAUUCCUACACGAAAGGAAAUCCACCAGUGCAACCGAAACAUUCUCAAAUGAUUACGAACAAUUCGACCAGUGUCACAUGCUGGCUGGACUCAUGGGGCGAUGGAGGGUGUGGAAUUUUAUACUUCAUGAUUGAAUCUAGGUUAUUUGGGAGAUCCCAAUGGAAUGUUAUUUCAAAUCAUAUUCCUCCGACUGAACGCAUUUAUACGGUUAGUGAUUUAGUUCCUGGCACUAAAUAUCAACUAAAAGUUACGGCUCACAAUAAUGCUGGCUCUACAACCGCAGUUUACAAUUUUACAACGCUUUCGCCACAAGGAGUUAUAUAUUCAACAGAUCAUGGGAAUCCUGUAUCUCAUAUGAGUGAUGGUCCCUUUUAUGCGAACUUUAAGGUGCUACUUCCUGUAUGCCUUUCAAUGUUUAUGCUAUUAGGUAUAAUAGCAGCUGUGCUACUUAUUCGCAAACGAAAAAUUGACAAUCAAGCGCGUUUGGCUUCUUCCUCAAUGUCCGAGUCCCCAUCUAUGGCCAACUUGCAAAAUAAACAAAAUCGAGAUCAGCAGUACUUGGCCGUUCGUUGCAACCCUGGUAGUGGACCAACUCGUGGUUCGCAUUCUAACGACUCAGGUAGUUUUGGCAAAGCUGAAGGCAAUGAAUACAUAGAAGAUAUCUGUCCAUAUGCAACAUUCCAACUAAAUAAACAAACAUACAGCGAAAGCUCGUAUAGCGGAAAUGUAUACAGUGGACCAUACCACUCUGUGCGAGGUUCAUUUGUGUAUCACGAUGUAAAGCCAGAUAAUUAUCAUUCGAAAGAGCCGGAGUAUACAAAGGUGCGUCGGAAAGUAGGUCGUUUACGUGAUCCGCAUUCCGAAAGUCAAGAAUCGGACAAUCCAGGUUCAACAGAUUCCGAAGUUAGGAAAAUCCUAACUCUUCACAUACCAAUUACAGAAUAUGACACAUUAGGAUCCGAGUCCGACAACGAUGUAUCUACCCGAGCAAUCAACUCUGCGAAGUAUCGUACUCAACGUGAUACUCAAGAUGAAACAUCUUCAUCGUCCGAAACAACACCGACAAGUUUAUCGAGGAAAUCGAAACCCCCAUUUGUAGCUCGCAAGAGCGGAAAAUCAGGCACAAGUGGCAAACGCCAUGUGCGAAGCUCCAGCGGUUAUUCAAGUCACAACGAAGAAACUACGUUUAGCAUAUCCAACUAUCCACAAAAUUAUCAGGACCAUAUAAAUCCACCAGCGCGGUUUUCUGACUCUAAUGACAAGUCCAAAGCUCAAACUUCACCUCGGGUACGCGGCAAUCAAAAACUACAAAGAGAAGCCUUUCAAAUUAAUGUGUAACAACAACCGACUAAAACAGUGCUGUUAUACGAAGAGAAAUAUACAUAGUGAACAUUGCCAAAUAUUUACCAAAUCGGAAUGUGAAUCUUCUUUACAUACUUCUUAAGGUCACCUAAUAAAACGAAAUUCUAUUUUGUAAUUUUUUCUCGGUUUUUAACCCGUAUUUCUCAAUUUCCGUUAUUAUAUAAUAUAAUAUUAUAGAUUAGAAAAUUUAAAAACAAUUUAGAACUCAUUUAAUUACAUAUGUACAAAAAAUAACAAAAGUUUGAUAAUUAUUUUUAAAAAUAUCCUGAACUUAUAUUACAGACUAUAUCACUUAUAUACACAUAUACAAUAAAAAUAAUGGUUACGUCAAAUGUUUAAGUGAAAAUGCGACAGUGUAUAUAAUAGUAUUACAUAUGUAUGCAAUAAGUCAAUGUCAUUCUUAAUAUUUAUUUUAGUUUUAAUUACAAGAAAAUCUAAUUACGCAAAUGCAUAUACAUAUAUAUUCUGGAUAACACAAACGAAUUUUCUGUUAAGCAAAUGUUUUCAUUUAAUCAGCUCAUAGUGAACAACUUUUUGUAUAAGCUCGAUUCAUUGAAAAUGGAUAAAAAUAAAUAUAAAUCACAAAAAGA
Messenger RNA from Bactrocera oleae (olive fruit fly), 8106 nucleotides. The record is from RefSeq and is a predicted model, not a curated record. NCBI's taxonomy places the organism in Eukaryota, Metazoa, Arthropoda, Insecta, Diptera, Tephritidae.